Molecule: messenger RNA, 1011 nt
Organism: Lottia gigantea (owl limpet)
Lineage: Eukaryota; Metazoa; Mollusca; Gastropoda; Lottiidae
Exons: 1
Coding region: 1-1011 (336 amino acids)
Source: RefSeq, a predicted model, not a curated record
AUGAUUUUUAACAGUGCUGAACCAUAUGCUACCAAAUUUUGUGACUAUCUUCAAAAGCCUAUCUUAACAUCAGUUGAUGCAGGUACACAGUUUAAUAAACCAUCAGUGACCAUUGAGGACAUAAACUCAGAUGAAAAAUGUAUGUUUUAUACAGGAGUGCCGAAUAAGAGUGUGUUUUAUGCGCUGUUUGAUGAAAUGGGUGAUGCUUCUGAAAAAACUAAACAAAAUAAUUCAAGUUCAAGUUCGGGUACAGGGCGCCCAAGAAGUCUUCGGCUUAUUGAUGAAUUUUUUAUGGUGCUUAUGAGGUUAAGACUAGGACUAUUGUUGGGUGACUUGGCAGACAGGUUUUUCGUAUCAAAAUCUACUUGCGGUGUUAUUUGUGAAAAGUGGAUUGAGUAUUUACAUUUAAAACUUUCAUUCUUGACUACUUGGCCUAGUAGAGAAAUUGUGGACAAAUUUAUGCCAAAAAAGUUUAGUAGGAAAUAUCCUAACUGCCGUGUUAUAAUUGACUGUACAGAAUUUUUUACAGAGACAAAUCAAUCGUUGUCAAACAAGUCACUGUUGUUUUCUAGCUAUAAAUCCCAUAUAACGUAUAAGGCUCUUUUAGGCAUAAGUCCUGCUGGACUUAUUACAUUUGUGUCGGACUUGUGGUCAGGAGGCAUCAGUGACAAACAGAUCACAAAACAAUGUGGUCUUUUUGAGUUAUGCGAAAGAGGCGACGCAAUAAUGGCAGAUAAGGGAUUUUUGAUAACAGACUUAACCACACCCUUAGGAAUAAGCAUGAUAUUACCCCCAUUUAAAACUCAUAGGUUUUCUCGUAGAGAAGUUGAGGAGACCCGUAGAAUUGCUAACUUACGCAUUGACGUAGAGAGGGCAAUGGAGCGUGUAAAAAACUUUCGCAUACUUAGUGGUGUCAUACCAAUAACUUUAUCCAAAAAAGUGUCAAAGAUAUUGAAAAUAUGUGUUGAUCUUUCUAAUCUUCAACCUCCCCUUGUUCAUGAUGAUCCUUGA